This is a messenger RNA of Paralichthys olivaceus (Japanese flounder), 1995 nucleotides long. It is a transcript of the gene irf7, whose product is annotated as interferon regulatory factor 7. The record is from RefSeq and is a predicted model, not a curated record. Gene Ontology annotation, molecular function: RNA polymerase II cis-regulatory region sequence-specific DNA binding; protein binding; DNA-binding transcription factor activity, RNA polymerase II-specific. Gene Ontology annotation, biological process: regulation of transcription by RNA polymerase II; immune system process. NCBI's taxonomy places the organism in Eukaryota, Metazoa, Chordata, Actinopteri, Pleuronectiformes, Paralichthyidae. Gene Ontology annotation, cellular component: nucleus.
CUGACAAGGAACUGAGAGGAACCAGAUUCACAACUGGAGUCAAAACCAGAGUCAGACCAGAGAGACAGCUGCUGAGAGAUGCAAAGCCUUCCAAAGCCUCAGUUUGCCAGCUGGCUCAUAGAGCAGGUGGAGACGGGUCAGUACACAGGUCUGCGUUAUGUGGCUGAAAACAAGUUCAGAGUCCCCUGGAAGCACAACUCCAGGAAGGACUGCAGGGAUGAGGACAGCAAAAUAUUUCGGGCAUGGGCAGUGGCAAGUGGUAAAAUCAAUGAGUUCCCCAAUGACAAGGCCCGGUGGAAAACCAACUUCCGCUGCGCACUCAACAACCUCUCGGUGCGCUUCAAGAUGAUAGAGGACAACUCCAAGCACUCAGACGACCCCCACAAAAUCUACCAAAUCAUGAACACCGAGCACAGACAAGAAAACUGCUCUAUGCCGAAAAACGACUCCCAGGAGGACCUCAUGACUCCAGAGAUCUACAGCUCUCCCACAGAGUUCUUGCCCAUAGGAAAUGAGUACAAUCUGGUGAAUAAUUUCACGGCCUUGGAUCUGGGUAACCAAGCAACAGAGGAACAACUGUGGGUAGAGAACUACUGCCAGCCCGAUGCAGCCGUCCUUGGAAGUUAUCCUCCAGCAGAGAACCAACCACAAGCUUUUACAGAUCAGCCCACUUUCUACCAGGCAAAUCCUACACCAGUCGUCAGUUCUGCUCAGCAGCCAAGUAUCUAUGACCUGGAGGUCUCCAUCCACUACAGGAAAAAAGAAAUGCUAAAGAUCACGUUAGCCACCGCACGUCUCCAGCUCCACUACCAGCACGAGGCCCCCGACCUCAACGCCCAUCCCCUCUGCUUCCCCUCCACUGACGGCCUGCUAGACCACAAACAGAUCGAAUACACCAACCGUAUCCUAAACAGCAUCCAGAGGGGUCUCCUGUUGGAGGUUUGUGAGACUGGUAUCUACGCCUGGAGGCAGGACAGGUGCCACGUGUUUGCCAGCACCAGUGACCCCAGUGUGGCUCUGCCAGACCCGAGAAAGCUGCCCCAGAACACGAUGGUACAGCUCCUCAGCUUUGAGAAGUAUGUGAAUGAACUGAAAAAGUUUAAAGAGAACAACGGGGGCUCUCCUGACUACACCAUCAACAUGUGCUUUGGAGAGAAGUUUCCUGAUGGAAAACCUUUGGAGAAGAAACUUAUCACUGUCAAGGUGGUUCCUCUGAUCUGUCGGCACUUUCAUGAGAUGGCCCAGAUGGAGGGCGCUUCCUCUCUUCACAGCGCCAACGUCAGCCUACAGAUGUCGCACAACAGUCUCUACGAUCUCAUUAACUCCGUGUUCGGUCUGCCAAUAGCUGAGGACCCGACCUUCCUGCAUUAGAUCUCAAACUUCUUCAGCACUGGGCUCAAACAAGGAAUUCUUCAAUAUGCUAUGGGACAAACAUGAUGCACCAUAUCCUUCUCCUACUAGAAGCCUCAACAUAAAAAAACUGUUGUUGAAUAUGCUACACCGUCAGAAGCAGGAACGAACAGAAUCAUUAUUUGGUGUUUGGUGUCGGAAUUUGCCAUUAUCGAUCAACUGUAUUUCCACGUUGCUGCUUUGCAUCUUCUGAUCUGAUUUGCCAUUAACUGUUAGAAAAACUGAUAUUUGUGUCACUACAAAGUGGAAAUUGACUCCUUCAUUACCGAGACUGUUACUCAAGUGAAAGACAAGUUGGGCUUUACAAUAAUGUUUUCUGAUUCAUAAUUAUUUAAUUACACAUUCUUAAGCAGAUUUAUGGAGUAAGGAAAUGAUGACAAAUAGCCCUGUAAAUCCAUUCUGAUAAAGGUUUGCAAUUACUGGUCACAUAUUUAUGAGGUCGUAAGUUUUCUGUGUCAUACAGCCACCGACUGCAAUAUGUUUACAUGUCUGUGGAGAAUUGUUUUGCACUUCAACUAUUAACCCCUUAACUAUUGUUUUUAUCUCUGCUGGUCAUUUUGUAUUUGAAAUAAAUGGUUUAACCCU